GUACCACAGACUGUACCCAGAAGUAAACAUGUGUACAAAAAAGGUUGUUUGUCCCCGUUGAGAUGUAAAUGGUGUAGUCUAUAUUUUAUUUUAAGUCUAUGAGCCUGUUGUAGCAAUAAUUAGAUGUUUAUUUUUUCAUUAAAUUAUGGAUCAUCCACACUUUUUUUUGGCUUGAAAUACUUAUUUCGAUGUAUGCUUUCGAGUGAUAUAAAAAAAAGUACAAAAUUCGGAGGGUGUUAUAUCUGACAAGCACCUGAAUUGUAAUAUGAAGAGGCAUAUCGGCAAUUCUGAUGGACACAAAUCCAAAAAAGGACACUGGGCACUGGGGCUUUUAAGCUCAAUGAAAAACAAGGAUUACCUAGUACAAUCUGAUGAUCGAGUUACUAUGAUUAAAGAUAUGUAUCCUAAAGCUUUGCAUCAUUAUUUAGUGCUACCUAACGAAAGCAUUAGUAAUUUAAAGGCCCUGGAUAAAAAGCACCUAUCGUUGUUGGAACAUAUGCAUGAGUUUGGAGAGAAUUAUGUUCAUAAAAAUCAUCCAGAUACGAAUUUUAUAUUUGGAUAUCAUUCAGAGGCCAGUAUGCAUCACCUGCAUUUACAUGUAAUUAGUAACGAUAUGAAUUCAUCAUGUUUAAAGACAAAAAAGCAUUGGAAUAGUUUCAAUUCAGAUUUUUUUCUUCAUUCGAAAGGUGUUAUAGAAAAUUUGAAAAGAAAUGGUAAAGUAUUGCUACCGUUGUCAGAAAAAUGUAAAGAAUAUUUAAAUACACCAUUGAAGUGUAAUCAAUGCAAUUUUUCUGCAAAAAACAUGCCUGGCUUGAAGACUCAUCUAUUAAGUCACGUAAAAUAGUUAUUAAUUAGAUUUUUAACUCAAGAUAGAAGUACCGAUCAGAACAAAUGAGAGAAACAUCUGUAGGUAUUCAAAGAGAAACAUCUGUAGGUAAAUCAAAGCGAGACGAGUCGAUUUUAAAUACAUGGUGAAGUCGCGCCUGAACAGCUAGUCACAAUUGUGAAGCUCUUGUGACAUUAUUAAGUAGUGUAUUGUAGUUUUCAGUUGUAUACUAAAUUAGUAAGACUCUUUAGUGUAUUCUAUAAUAGUCUAGAUGUUAAGUAUUUCUUAAGUAAGUUAAUUAAGGACAAUGUAUACUAAAUGUUUAUAAUUAGUUGUUUAAUAUUAGGAAAUGCAACUAUGCAUUUUGUGUCGCGCGAUAUGCCCAUUAAUAUUAAGAAAAGAAUAAUUAUUAUUAAGAAAUGAAUAAGAACAGUUGCACAUUUAAUUCGAUAAUAAAGUUGUUUUUUUAG
This is a messenger RNA of Sitophilus oryzae (rice weevil), 1296 nucleotides long. RefSeq names its product aprataxin. Gene Ontology annotation, biological process: double-strand break repair; single strand break repair. The transcript has 5 exons. Lineage: Eukaryota; Metazoa; Arthropoda; Insecta; Coleoptera; Curculionidae. Gene Ontology annotation, molecular function: single-strand break-containing DNA binding; DNA 5'-adenosine monophosphate hydrolase activity; single-stranded DNA binding. Gene Ontology annotation, cellular component: nucleus. The coding region runs from base 266 to 844 and encodes 192 amino acids. The record is from RefSeq and is a predicted model, not a curated record.